Nicotiana tabacum (common tobacco) is the source of this 705-nucleotide messenger RNA. The record is from RefSeq and is a predicted model, not a curated record. NCBI's taxonomy places the organism in Eukaryota, Viridiplantae, Streptophyta, Magnoliopsida, Solanales, Solanaceae.
AUGGACUUGAAGAAUGUGGAUAUCAAAAUUGAGAGUGCGGAUCAGGCCUUGACUGUGUUAUGUUCUUUAUCGCCGUUUUAUGAUACUUUUGCCGAUACACUACCAUAUGGAAAAGAGAGAAGAACACAACAAAAGAACUUUAAUAGGAAAAAGUCAAUCGCCAGAUCGAAGUCUAGAGCAUGGAAGCAGAACUUUUAUGAGUGCGGGGAGCAAGGUCACUACAAGAGAGAUUGUCCUGAACUGAAAGAGAAAAGAGGGAAGCAGAAAGUAGAUAAUUCUGCAAAUAUUGUUGACACUUGCGGUAAUUCUGAUGAUAGUGACUAUGUAGGGGAAGUUUGUGCUAGCCCAGAGGGCUCAGCAAUUGGUGUGCUGGUGCUGCAAUUAUCGCAAAUGCGAGCACUAGUUCGCAUUUGCGAUCAUUACAUUCGCAAAAUUUGCAUCACAUUUGUGAAGGGGGCAGUGGGUGACAGGCUUCGCAUUUGCAAAGCCAGCCUGGCAAAUGCAAAGGGGAUUGCGUUGGGAGCUAAUCGCUUUUGCGACCAAACGACCACUUUUUGCGAGGGGGACUGCCUCCGCAAAUGCGAAGUCAGGGUCGCAUUUGCGACAUUCUCUGGGUCUUUCAGGCAGCGCAUUUGCGAUGUAUUUGUCGCAUUUGUGAACCCCAGGUCGCAUUUGCUAGACCUGCAGCUGAAUAAUGGGAUUUAG